Molecule: messenger RNA, 408 nt
Organism: Diatraea saccharalis (sugarcane borer)
Lineage: Eukaryota; Metazoa; Arthropoda; Insecta; Lepidoptera; Crambidae
Source: the annotation of a GenBank genome assembly
AUGUUUUGUUCCGGGUUGAGAUUCACUACAGCAACUGACAGUUCCCAGAUGGCUUCAGGCGCAGAUGUAAAUGUAAGUCUACAGCCGCUCCUAGCCGAAGAGUUGUGCUUGAGGGUGAGCACAAAUCAGGAGAAUAGUCUUGUUAGAGGGAGAGCACACAAAGUUCAACAAGGCGGCUCUAGCUUUGAGUGGGGGUGGCAACAAGGGCCUCAGGGGGUGGCGACCGUCGGACAGUACUAUGUCAAACUACCACAGUCAGAGCAAAGGGUGAACUAUGCAGCCGACGCCAACGGGUAUCAUGGAGCAUUAGCUGUUAACACCAGCGAUCAUCAGCACACGCAUUCGGCAACAUUCACAAGAGCGUGGGAAGUCAACAAAUUACAGGUGAUUGAAAAAACUAUUACGUAA